This is a messenger RNA of Ramularia collo-cygni, 885 nucleotides long. Its product is annotated as probable enoyl-CoA hydratase/carnithine racemase. Bases 1 to 885 code for a protein of 294 amino acids. The record is from RefSeq and is a predicted model, not a curated record. NCBI's taxonomy places the organism in Eukaryota, Fungi, Ascomycota, Dothideomycetes, Mycosphaerellales, Mycosphaerellaceae. Gene Ontology annotation, molecular function: catalytic activity. The transcript has a single exon.
AUGGCACAGAACUUCAGAUCAGUGGCCUAUAGCGUCUCUGCUGAUGGUAAAGUGGCAUAUAUAACACUCAACCGUCCCGAGCGAAUGAAUGCGAUAGAUCCACAUCUCCCGAGCGAGCUCCGAGCAGCAGUGAGACUCGCCAACGCCGACAACAAAGUCCAUUGCAUAGUGCUAAAGGGCGCAGGGAAAGGCUUCUGCGGCGGCUAUGACCUAGUCUCAAGCGCGGAACAAGCAYAGCGUGGCAAGACCGGGGGAAGUCAAGACCUGACAAACGGUUACGAUCCACUACAAGACUAUCAACUCAUGAAAGAAUGUACAGAGUGCUAUGCCGAAUUAUUCCACAGCCACAAGCCGACUAUUGCUCAAGUCCACGGUGCCGCUGUCGCAGGCGGCAGUGACAUUGCUUUGAGCUGUGAUUUGGUAAUCAUGGCUGAUAAUGCACGUAUUGGGUAUCCACCGACGCGAGUCUGGGGAUGUCCAACUACCGCCAUGUGGACUUAUCGUGUCGGAGUGGAGAAAGCGAAGAGGCUUCUCUUCACUGGAGAUCUGAUCGAUGGGAAGGAAGCUGAACGCAUGGGACUCAUCCUCAAAUCUGUGCCGGAGAUGGAGUUGGAGUAUACGGUGCAGUUACUGGUGGAUCGUAUCAAGACGGUUCCGGUCAAUCAAUUGUGGAUGCAAAAAGCAGUGGUCAAUCAAACUAUUCAAGGCCCGCUUGAAUCUAGCCAGCAACUUUCGACAAUAUUCGAUGGUAUCACGAGAAAUUCGCCAGAAGGGAUCGCUUUUCAAAAGCUUUCGGCCGAGAAGGGUUUCAAGCAUGCCAUCUCACAGCGCGAUGAGCCUGGAAGAACAGAGGAGUACCGCAAAGUGUGGAAGAGUUCGCUGUGA